AAGUGUCAAUCAAAGCGUUGGUUACGUCCCCUUUCUGGACAUGUAACCACAGAGGGAAAAGCUGCAACAGGGUAUAAACAUAGGGGCAAAUUGUUACAAAUCGUUUUUACUUUAUCGGUUAUUUAAUCUGAUUUUUUUUAAUCGUACAUUUUAAAGCAGACCCAUUUUCCCUGCUUUUUCGACAUAUUUUUUUCCCUGUUUGGUGCGGACGUGUGGGGAUGGAUGAGAUGCGGCCUAGCAGCGGAGCAGGAGCGCACCUCGGCCUCGCUUCGAUCUUUCCCCCGGGAUUGCAGGCCAUUUAUGGGCAAUGCAGGCGUCUGUAUCCCGAUCAGGCGAACCCGCUGCAAGUCACAGCCAUCGUGAAGUAUUGGUUGGGGGGUCCAGAUCCUCUGGACUACAUUAGUAUGUACAGAAACUUGGGAUGUCCUGGACAAGAUGUACCAGAACACUGGCACUAUGUCAGCCUGGGUCUAAGUGACUUGUAUGGGGACAACAGAGUUCAUGAAUUCACAGGUCAAGAGGGCCCAAGUGGUUUUGGUUUUGAACUCACAUUUCGCUUGAAGAGAGAAGCAGGAGAGACGGCACCCCCUACCUGGCCAGCUGAGCUCAUGCAAGGCUUGGCUCGAUACGUGUUUCAAUCAGAAAACACAUUCUGUAGCGGCGAUCACAUUUCGUGGCACAGUCCGUUGGACAACAGUGAGUCUAGAAUCCAGCAUAUGCUGCUCACAGAGGACCCUCAGAUGCAGCCGGUGCAGACCCCCUUUGGUCACGUCAGCUUCCUUCAGAUUGUGGGUGUUUGCACUGAGGAGCUGCAGGCAGCACAGCAGUGGAACGGUCAAGGCAUUCUGGACUUGCUGAGAGAAGUGCACAUAGCUGGGGGUCCAUGGUUAAUUACUGACAUGAGAAGAGGGGAAACUAUAUUUGAAAUUGAUCCACACUUGCAACAGGAACGAGUGGAUAAGGGCAUAGAGACGGACGGCUCUAACCUGAGUGGGGUCAGUGCCAAGUGCGCCUGGGAUGACUUGAGCCGACCUCCCGAGGAUGAGGACGACAGCAGGAGCAUUUGCAUUGGGUCACAGCCACGCAGGCUGUCCGACAAAGACACUGAACAGAUUAGAGAAGCCCUGAGGAAAGGACUGGAGAUUAACAGCAAGUCUGUCCUGCCUCCCAUCAGCAGUCAGAGGCACAGUCACGACCGGCCACAACAAUCAGUUGGACAUUUCCAGACCCAGCAGAUAUCAAGGAGCCGUAAGGACAGUCUAGAGAGCGAGAGUUCAGCUGCUAUUGUCCCUCAUGAGUUGGUGCGAACACGACAGCUGGAAAGCGUGCAUCUGAAGUUCAACCAGGAGUCUGGGACUCUUCUCCCGCUGUGCCUCAGAGGUCGUCUGCUUCAUGGCCGACAUUUCACAUAUAAAAGCAUUAAUGGAGACACGGCAAUCACCUUCGUAUCCACUGGGGUAGAAGGGGCCUUUGCCACUGAAGAGCAUCCAUAUGCUGCUCAUGGACCAUGGUUACAGAUACUCCUUACUGAGGAGUUUGUAGAGCAAAUGCUAGCUGACGUUCGGGAUUUGAGCACCCGUGAAGUGUGUAAGCUGCCGAAGGAGUACAGCUGGCCCAAUAAGAAGCUAAAGAUCUCUGUCCUGCCAGACACAGUGUUUGACAGCCCACUGCAAUAAGUUUGGGAGCACACUGUCCCUGAUUACAAACCCACAUCUACAGAAAGGAGUUCAACUCUUUUUGCCAGGCUAAUGUGCCUACAGAUGGUUGAAGGAAACAGACAUUCAGACACUUCCCCUUUUCCAAGAGAGUAUCAUAGAUGAUUGCAAAUGUCACAGAAUUUUUUUUACAUGUGUACAACAUUUUGUAUUUUCCGUUAUACCACUUGUCUUAGCAUAGGACUGUGCAAAAAAUCAAAUGCGAUUUUCAUGCACAUCUCCUCCGUAAAGGCGCUCCUGUAAUUAGUAGUGUAUCUCCAGCAUGUGCGUUUAGGUCAGGGUUGCCAGGUUUUCACAACAAAUCCUGCCAAGUUUCUUCUCAAAACUAGUCCAGUCUCAUUUCCAGGAGGUUCCCCGAUAAAGAUUGCAUCCCGGGGUUAAAAUACAAGUUUUUUGUCAGGGUUGCCUUGAUAAAAUUUGCAUUUUAGGGGCUAAAUAUCACGUUAUUGGGGUCGCUUUGAGCAGCAGACAUGGAAAAACUACCGCGGACUUGGCAACACUGGUUCAGGUGGAGCGGCAUUUAUUACACAGAGCCAUAGUUCAUGGACAAGCAAGAAUCGCCUUCGAUUUUGAAAUCGAUUUUGUGUAUAUUGUCAGUGAAUUACGGCUCGGUGUGUAGUAAAUGCCAACCAGUGUUGCCAAAUCUGCUGUUGUUUUUCAUGUCCGCGGGUCGAAGCAACCCCAAUCCCAAUAAUGUGAUAUUUAGCCCCUAAAAUGCAAAUUUUACCAAGGUAGCCCUGCCAAAAACGUGUAUUUUUAUCGCCCGGAAGGACACACGAUUGGACUAGUUUUGAGAAGCAAUUUGGCAAUUAGGUUUUGUUUUGAAAACCUGGCAAUCUUGAUCUGAA
Carassius carassius (crucian carp) is the source of this 2563-nucleotide messenger RNA. RefSeq names its product suppressor of fused homolog (Drosophila) (gene sufu). The transcript has 13 exons. Bases 219 to 1676 code for a protein of 485 amino acids. The record is from RefSeq and is a predicted model, not a curated record. Gene Ontology annotation, cellular component: nucleus; cytoplasm. Gene Ontology annotation, molecular function: transcription factor binding. NCBI's taxonomy places the organism in Eukaryota, Metazoa, Chordata, Actinopteri, Cypriniformes, Cyprinidae.